Molecule: messenger RNA, 1530 nt
Organism: Aspergillus thermomutatus
Lineage: Eukaryota; Fungi; Ascomycota; Eurotiomycetes; Eurotiales; Aspergillaceae
Gene: hat1
Product: histone acetyltransferase catalytic subunit HAT1
Exons: 3
Coding region: 1-1530 (509 amino acids)
Biological process (GO): subtelomeric heterochromatin formation
Cellular component (GO): nucleus
Molecular function (GO): histone H4 acetyltransferase activity
Source: RefSeq, a predicted model, not a curated record
AUGAAAUGGAUUCUUCCAGGGACCUGCGAUGCCAACGACGCCGUCAACGUCACCAUAGUCCAACCUGACGAGCAGAAACUGAAGACCGUCUCUAGCUUCCAUCCUCAAUUCACAUACCCCAUCUUCGGCGAUGAUGAGCGCAUCUUCGGUUACAAGGGCUUGAUUAUCCGUCUACGGUUCGCGGCGCAUGACCUCCGCCCGCACCUUCACAUCUCGUACGAUGAGAAAUUCAAGCCAGUUGGGGACACUGCCGCAGUAGAUCUCCUGAAGACAUUGAACCCAUGGAUCUCAGAAGAGGCCUUUGUCACCCUCCCCGACUAUGAAAAAGCCGUGCUAGAUGAUAAAGAAGCGAAAGAUUUCAAACCCCCGGGCAAGUUGGUAUACAGCUAUGUUUCUCGGAAUAGAAACUAUGAGAUCUGGGCCGGCUCGCUGGCUGAUCCUAAAGUUCGACGGUUGUUGGAUCGCGCUCAAAUCUUUGUGUCGCUCUUCAUCGAGGCAGGCACCCCUCUUGCCACGGAUGAUCCCGAGUGGACGCUGGAAAGAUGGACUGUCUACUUUGUAUACGAGAAACUGAAACCUCCAACACCCACAGCUUCUGAAUACUCCAUCGUCGGAUAUGCGACAACCUAUCGCUGGUGGCAUUACCGCAGGGACAAGACACAAGUACCUGUUGUCAAGAACGAUCCCUUUCCCUCUGGACCGGAAAUCCAUCCUUCACAGCUCCCAUCGCGGCUGCGUAUUGCCCAAUUCCUUAUCCUCCCUCCUCAUCAGAAUUCAGGACAUGGCAGGCACUUGUAUACUACCAUUCAUUCGGCGUGUGUACAAGACCCCACUGUUGUUGAAUUGACAGUCGAAGAUCCCAACGAAGCCUUUGAUGUUCUCCGCGACUCUGCGGACUACCACAUGCUGCGUCCUGAGUUCAUCAAGCACAAGGUGAACAUCAACCCCGACCCUUACGAAGCGCACUCCAAGAACCAACGACCACGACUUGUUCCUACAGCCGCCCUCAUCCCAGUCAAACUCCUCAGUGACAUUCGUACCUCAUACAAGAUUGAUUCUACUCAGUUUGCUCACAUUCUUGAAAUGUUCCUGUUGGGUCAAAUCCCGCUCAAAAAUAGACAUGCCGGCGGAGCAAACAUGUCGCGGCUCCUAAUUAAGAAGUACAGGGCGGAGGAUCCUAACGAACGGCGCUACUACUGGUGGCGCAUGCUCACCAAGCAGCGCCUAUACAAACGAUCCAAGGACAUCCUGAUUCAGCUGGAUCUCGAUGAGCGCAUCCAGAAACUCGAAGAGACAGUUACAAAUGUUGAAGAAGGCUAUGAAGUUCUUUUGAAAGAAUUCACGGAACGCGAAGAGAAACUGAAGGCCAGAGGGGAAGAAGAGUUACCAGCUGCUGCAAUUUCAGAUGACGCGAGCGCUGCACCCAGCGGUACCUUGAGCAGAGAUCUACGGGUCAAGCGAAAGUUCACGAUAGAGGACGAUGAAGACCAGGCUGAGGAGGAAGAUACGGCCAAGCGAACAAAAGUGUAG